This is a messenger RNA of Seminavis robusta, 1083 nucleotides long. NCBI's taxonomy places the organism in Eukaryota, Bacillariophyta, Bacillariophyceae, Naviculales, Naviculaceae. The record is from the annotation of a GenBank genome assembly.
AGACAAAGACAAAGACAAAGGCAAAGAGGCGACGAUGGGAGCAUCCAAGAAACACCUCGAGGGCGUUGCGGCCACUCACUCUUUGUUGUCCUUGUAUGAUGAGUGCCUCUCCAUUGCCAAGAGGGACCAAAGUCAGACCAAGCCCUUGCUGACAACUGUCUCAUCCGAUUCUUCCGAAACACCACAUGGUGCUCUUUCCACCACCGGUCAACCAUUGGUUGCUCCUCUGGCUCUUCAUGAGGCCCAUUCAGCAUUGCUAGAAUUUGACAAGACACAAUGGAAUGCCGAAACAAAGCAUCCCAAAUGCCUUCCUAUUGCAGUCAUUCGAUCGAUGAAGGUGGUAUUGCAUCAAUGCCAAACCAAUGACACCACCAAUGACAAUGCUACUACUACCACUGUGGAACAGCUCGAACGAGCUCUGAGUGACACCCAAUUAUACUUUACACCACCUCGCGAUCCCCAAAAUAGUGACAAUAAUGACUCGUAUGCCAAGCGCAAAUUCCAGGAACGCAUGGAGAAAUUGAGAUUGCAAAAUGAAGAAACCAACUACUACAAAAUGACAUCCAAUGUGGGAGGCAAGAAACAGCAGGAUGAUGAUAUCACCACCAAAUCCAUGACCUAUGCGGCCAGUGUAGGACUCAACAUGAUUGUGGCUCCCAUUUCCUUUGGGGUAUUCAUGUUCUUUUUUUCGGGGCCCAUUUUGGGAUUUGUCUGGAGAGAGUUCAAGGUCCAACCUGGAGGUACCGAUAUCCGCAAGGUGAUUAUUGGUGUCAUUAGUGGUGUCGCCAUGCUUUUUAUUGAAACAUGAUGCUCUUUGUCAUUCGUACACAUGAAUUGGAUAGAGUAAUGAGCCAAAAACAAAAGAAAAAGGGCAAAUCAGUACAGCCCUUUGGAGAGUACUCUGCGGACAGCAAAAAGACCUAUGGAAUAAAGGAGGAGUGAGCAGUGUUGGGACCAAGGUUACUAAUGCAUUCCAAUAAUAGAAUAAAUGAUUAUUCCAGUGCUUGUCUAGUUUCUAGGAUUUCCAAGUGAUUUUGGUUGACAGGUUCUUUCUAGAUAGCACUCGUGAUAGUUUGUGCUAGC